GAACGGGGUAGGGACAGUACACUCAGUCAUGGCAGGGUGUCCCGCUUAGGCUUGGCUCGCUGGAGUAAGGAACUACAACCCCGAGACUGCAUUGUGUCACAGUGUUGCGCGAUGCAGUGACGUAAGGGGUCUCGGUCGCUACCAUUCCUCUGUUGGGGGGGGGGGGGGGACGCCGUGGCGAGGUCUGAUGACGCACCCUUCCUGCGGCUGGAGGGUCAUUGGAGGUCAGCUCCGGGUCACUGGGCCCGGAUUCUCAAAGCAUAUUCCCUUUUAACUGAAGAUUGAGUUAGCCUUAACUACAGCACCCACCCCGGAGCCAUGGUCCAUGCCUUCCUCAUCCACACUUUGCGGGCCCCACAUGCCGAGGACACAGGCCUUUGCCGAGUGCUCUACUCCUGCGUCUUUGGUGCGGAGACCUUGCCUGAUGACCCACGGCCACAUGGUGCUGAGAGGGACAGGCUCCUCCGCAAGGAGCAGAUCUUGGCUGUGGCCAGGCAGGUGGAGUCCAUGUGCCGGUUGCAGCAGCAGGCGUCCGGACGGUCCCCCACAGACCUGCUGCCCCAGUCCUCAGAUGAGCCGGUGCCUCUGCAUGAGGCUCCACGUGGGGCCUUUCGCCUGGCGGCAGGGGACCCUUUCCAGGAGUCACGGACGGUGGUGUGGCUGGGUGUGCUCUCACUGGGCUUCGCGCUAGUGCUGGACACCCACGAGAACCUGCUGCUGGCCGAGGGCACACUCCGGCUGUUGGCUCGCCUCCUCCUGGAUCACCUCCGGCUCUUGGCGCCUGGGGCCAGUCUCUUGCUGCGGGCCGACCGCAUCGAGAGCAUUCUCUCCCGCUUCCUGCCCCACGGCCAGCUGCUCUUCCUCAACGAUCAGUUCGUCCAGGGGCUGGAGAAGGAGCUUAGUGCUGCCUGGCCCCGCUAAGCCCCUCACGGGUGCACCUGGCGGAUGGAGGAUGUUCCCAGCCAGAGGAAGCUUGCCCUCUGCCUCCUACCCACCUGCUCCCAGCUCUGGUUGAUGGGACAAGAGAUAGAAAAGGGGCCACGGUAGAGGGCGGAGGGAGGGCUGUGCCUGGCCUCAGCUUUAACCAAAUCAUGAACUCCUGUGCCAGAAGCUGCUAUGUGACUUAGACUGCUGCGUUGCACCAGCCCCAUGUCUGCCCCUCAGCACUUCUCCCCGGCCGCAAGACAAGCCCAUAGUCAUUGCAGCAUUCGCUAGUCCCUGAGACUCUUGCAUUGGGAAGGUGUCCCCCAACCCUGGGCAGGCCCUGGCCCCUCUGCCUUAGGGCUGCUUUGGCAACACCAUCAACAGAGAUUUUGUCAGUGAGGGUCUGCUCAGUGUCACACCCCACCACUGUUCAGAAAUGCUUCAACAGUUCAACAGGGGAUUCUGUAACUUCUUAUGUCCUGUUCCCAUGUUCCUCUUUCAGCCUCCUUGGAAUCCUGGGCUUUCCUCAUCUGCAGGGUGAGAAGGUGGCUGAUAGGUGGAUGUGAGAGGCUUGGCCUCAAGGAUAUCAUGUUACGCAUUUUGAAUAAAAAUUCUGGCUGCGCAAUUUUA
Molecule: messenger RNA, 1554 nt
Organism: Choloepus didactylus (southern two-toed sloth)
Lineage: Eukaryota; Metazoa; Chordata; Mammalia; Pilosa; Megalonychidae
Gene: AP5S1
Product: adaptor related protein complex 5 subunit sigma 1
Exons: 3
Coding region: 319-921 (200 amino acids)
Biological process (GO): double-strand break repair via homologous recombination; endosomal transport
Cellular component (GO): late endosome; AP-type membrane coat adaptor complex; cytosol
Source: RefSeq, a predicted model, not a curated record